AUGCACAAAAACAAACUAAGUAUUGACCUUGUUGGGAAGAGGAAGAACCAUGGGAGGCUUAUGCGCCUGUCGCAGGGUGGGCUGCCUGCCCACUUGAGGGAAUUCGCCACAGGAGGGGGGGUUGAGUCCUCCGCGUUAGGAGCCCUGACGAAGGUGAUCGUCGACCCGAUGACCCCCUCACACAGACCCAACAGUGACAAAAUUUUUUCGGCCUACACAAAAAGCUACAUCCAUAAGGAGAGCGAACAGACUCUCAUUCUUUGUCUAAAGAGACUAAACGAGUUGGAAAGAAAUAGGAAGCUUGCAAAGUUAUCUCAGUACAUAUAUGAAUUGCAAAAUGUAGCCAAAUCGAAGGUGACGUAUAACGUGUUGAAGCAAAUAAAGUUAGUUCGCGAUUUAUUUGAGAAAGUCAACACACAGAUAGGAACAGGAACGGAGUCGUUAUCCCCUUCGCUCCUCCUUUCCGUGGCCAUGAGUUACAAAAACUUACGCCUGAAUAAGUAUACCUAUUUUAAGAACGUCCUGCGUGCUGUGUGUAGCAAUAUAAGGGUGUAUAAGACGAAUAAGUUAACCAAACUAGUCGCGUCGGAGGGGCGGGAUAUCGAAUCGAGUGACGACUACAAACACACAGUGGAGUUAAUAAAAAAGGCGAACAAACAGCGUAGGAACGAAAGACAAAUCAACAUGCUAAAUGUAUAUACUAAUCUGCUUAACAACAGCACUCUGAGUUAUAUCCUCUAUGCUUACUCCACUAUGUUUUGCUCUCCUAAUGAGUACAUUCUCUAUAUGUGUAAAUAUAUCCUCUUAAAUUCGUGCAUGCUGAAUCACUUAGACAUGCUUUGCAUUUUGCACUUUUUGAGAAAAAUAAAUGUGAAAAUUCAGAAGAACGACAUUGUGGUAUAUUCGAAUGGGAAGGCAUCGAUACAAGGUGGAGAGUUGACCAAGUUGGGUAAGGUAGACGUUACGAAAGACGAAGCAGGGUUAAGGAGUAGGGAUUGGCACAGCCAUGCAGAGAAGAGGGAGAAUAUUCAUGGGGACUAUCCCACCGUGGGUGAUGGAAAAACUGAAUUUCUGGUUAACCACACCAAUCAGCAGAAGAAUCGACGCGGAAACGACCCGUAUGAUGAACACAGGAACACUUACUUGAAACUGCUCAGAAAAAAAACUCAUUUUUGCGAAAAGCCAACCGUCUUAAUAUCCAUUUUGUACAAUUUUUACAAACUGAACUUGGUUCCCAUCGAAAUAUUUUACUGCUUUCACAACCGCAUAAAGAAGGAAAUAAAAAAUGCAGAGGUGAAGUCUGUUGCUCUUUAUUUACACAUUUUGAGUGACAUUCAGUUCGACCUUCGUUACUACAAACGCUUGUAUAGACACUUGGCUUCCGUUUUUGAGGGUCGGGAGAAGCAGUUCGAUCUGCUGUCCGUGUGUUUGUCCUUUUACUCACUUGCAAGGAACAGACACUACGACGAGUCCUUCGUGCGCGCCUGUCUGGAGCUGUUCCGUCGGCACGCCCACAACCUGAACGACGUAAACAUCACGAACGUGAUCCACACCAUGGGGAAACUAAAAAUCGUAGACGAGGACCUGCUGCAUAAGUUGUGCGAAGUGGUAACAAGAAGGAUAGAAAAUAUUUCUGCAAUAAAUCUGAGCCUCAUCGUUCUUAGCUUAGCCAAGCUGAAGUAUCAAAAUGGAGAGUUCUACCUUAUGUGUUUACACAAGGGGAAGGAGUUGCUACCCGCCUUCACAGACAAACAGCUAGUUGUAUUCACCUACGGAUUGGUAUUAACUCAGACGUUCGAUUAUCCUUUCAUGGAGACGUUCUUCAGACAGUACAUAAAAAUUAACAGCGCCUGUAAUAGGAAAAGGAGGCAGAUGCUGGGGACCAUCUGUUAUUGCCUAUGUUUGGAGAGACCCGCCUUUUUGAAUGACUUUCCCCUAUCCAUUAACACCUUUUUGAGAAAGAAUCUCCAUUUUGUACAAGACAAACAGGGUGGUAAGAUGCACGACGAGAUGGCUGUCAUUUUGAAACACCUACGUGUAGACCGAUUUGAAAUUUUGAAGAGAAAAAAACCUUAUGUGUUUGAUAUUUCCAUUGGGGGAGGAGAGACAGGAGAACGGGAAUUAUAUGUAGAUUUUCUGCUUCCGAGAAAACUCCUCCGCAAUUCGGGCAGCCUAAAUGGAUUCCAGCAAAUGAAGAACAGACACAUGGCUUUGCUUAAUGUGGAUUUCUUUCAUAUGGACGUAGACUCCUACAUGGGUCUGCAGUCCAUGCAGGAAAAGGUGAAUUUUGUUCGUCUCUUCCUGAAGGAGGUCUGCUGCUACAAUUUGAACCACCUGGGCGAAGCGGAGAAGGGGAAGAGGCAAGAAAUAGUUAGCUUGGUUCGGUUCGGCGAGGAGGCCCCUCAGGUGGGAGGUCAUUCCGGUGCUCAGGUUGGAAGUCGUUCCGCUGCUCAGGUUGGAAGUCACUCCGGUGCACAGAGGGACGGCCCGCCCAUCAAGAACCGAGACUAUCACAUCUUCCCCUCGUGCGCGAAAAUCCAAAAUGCAAAAAAAGGCUUCUACAAAAGUCACCCCGCGAGAGUGAACUACGAAGAGCCAUUUAAAAAAAGGAAGCAAAUUUUCCUCGACAUCGAUGAGGGGAAGUUAUUCAAUCGUAGUGACUUGGAUUCAGCGAAGACUUGGACAGAUCACAUGAAAGCACCCCCGGGGGAUACACAUGACGGCUCCACUCAUUUGGAGCACUCCUCCACGAAAAAGGAGACCUUUAUUUUUGGAAAGAAGUGUCACGGGUUAAACAAAUACGAGUACGUUGAUGAGCACAGUGGUAAGAUUAUUGUCACGAGGGGGUACGGAGUUGGAAGGUAG
Messenger RNA from Plasmodium cynomolgi strain B, 2865 nucleotides. RefSeq lists its product as hypothetical. The record is from RefSeq and is a predicted model, not a curated record. The coding region runs from base 1 to 2865 and encodes 954 amino acids. NCBI's taxonomy places the organism in Eukaryota, Apicomplexa, Aconoidasida, Haemosporida, Plasmodiidae. The transcript is spliced from 3 exons.